Zychaea mexicana is the source of this 882-nucleotide messenger RNA. RefSeq lists its product as uncharacterized. Bases 1 to 882 code for a protein of 293 amino acids. The record is from RefSeq and is a predicted model, not a curated record. NCBI's taxonomy places the organism in Eukaryota, Fungi, Mucoromycota, Mucoromycetes, Mucorales, Lichtheimiaceae. Gene Ontology annotation, molecular function: flavin adenine dinucleotide binding; N,N-dimethylaniline monooxygenase activity; NADP binding. The transcript has 8 exons.
AUGAGCAAGAAGCCUACUGUUGCUGUGAUCGGCACGGGUUUCACCGGUAUCUGCGCUGCUAUCAAAGUCAAGCAAGAACUCGGUGUCGACGCACAGCUUUUCGAGAUGUCCAAAGACGUCGGUGGCACCUGGGAAGCAAACACGUACCCUGGUCUCGAGUGCGAUAUUCCAUCCCACGUAUACUCGUUCAGUUUCGAGCCAAAUCCAAGCUGGACAAAGCAUUAUAGUCCUCAAGCUGAGAUCCAGAAAUACUUGAAAAACAUCACCAAAAAGUACGACUUGUACGACAAGAUAUCAUUCGAAACCGAAAUGAUGCGUGCAGAGUGGAACGAGCAAGAAAACCACUGGCUGCUUGAAUGGAGGAAUACAAACAAUCACCAGGAAACCGGAUCCGGGCAUUUUGAUUUUGUAUUUGCUGGUCUUGGACCGUUCAGAGUACCAAAAUAUCCCCAGGGUAUUCCAAUCGAAAACUUUGAUGGGCCUGUUGUACAUACAGCUCGUUGGAAUCACAACAUUGACUAUACGAACAAACGCAUAGCUAUUAUUGGUAGUGGAGCAACAGCUGUCCAAGUGAUUCCGGCACUGCGGAAAAUGGCAUCGCAUCUUUACAGUUAUCAGCGAACUCCUGCCUGGGUAACACCACGAAAUCAAUUCGCAUAUUCUCGUAUCACGAAAUUUCUGUUUCGCAAUAUUCCUUUCGUUAUGUGGAUAUACCGCCUGUAUAUCUUUUUCAAGGUUGACUUGACAUAUAUAAAAAUUGGAUACUACAAUACAUUAUUUGGACGCUUUAUCCGUCGACUCGCAGCAAAAUCAAUGGCCUCUCGACUCAAACGUGUUGGUCGACCUGACUUGAUUCCAGCCUUGACUCCGGGUAAGUAUUAA